Paracoccidioides brasiliensis Pb18 is the source of this 2973-nucleotide messenger RNA. RefSeq lists its product as uncharacterized. The record is from RefSeq and is a predicted model, not a curated record. Gene Ontology annotation, molecular function: protein binding. Bases 1 to 2973 code for a protein of 990 amino acids. The transcript has a single exon.
AUGCUCAGAACGAUGAUCCUUCUAGACUUUACCAUUGCCGGGUUCCUAUCUCUUCUGAUCGGGAAAGCAGUCGCCAAACUGCCCUACAACCCCUCAUAUAUCAGCAACCCGACUUCCGAGAACCAGACCGAGUUGUACAUCCUAUCUCCUCCUUUGGCCCCAUCGACAGGAUUCCGACUACAGUCUUUAAAUAUCUCAGCUCCCUUCAACUCUUCCGAGCUCCCGAUCACAGAACUUCGGGACAAUGUACCUUUUGCUACGGAUGAUGGCGAGCAAACAUUCAUUGCAACCACCGAUGCAGAGGGUGUCUUGACGGUUUAUACCGGGGACUGUCAUACAAACACUUCCAACGUUUGGAGGCUUCUGCCAGGAAAUGGGGUGUCGAGCGGCAAUUUCCAAUGGCAGAAGUCAUCAGUCCAUGGCGAUGAAGGGAACCCUGGACCAGCGUUCUUGUCAUCAGCAAUUACAUAUCCUGCAACUGGAGAUGCGCCACGGCCCGACCUCUUUGUUUUCGGGGGAAUGUGUCCGUUUACGGUGGGCAGGAAGAAUGACGACUGGGUCUCUUCUGCCAACUAUUCCCAAACUAUGGUAUCCCUCACCGCGGAGGGGUCGUCAUCAAACUCGUCUUAUCAGUUUCGAAUCGUGACUUCACGAUCUCCUCCGGUCGCCGAAGCAGGGUUUGCCAUGACACCAAUGAUUCCAGCUUAUUCAAAUACCUCGAGUGGUAAACUCCUGGAGCAUCGGAGUUUCGUUCUCACUGGUGGACAUACCCAAAAUGCCUUUGUCAGUAUGUCCCAGAUUGCACUCUUUUCCCUCCCUGAAGCUACUUGGAGUUUUGUUUCUGUGAGUCAGGAAGGCAUAAAUUUCCCCAAGCUAGAUUUGGGCGAUAUCGACGGAAUAGAACCGCGUUCUGGUCAUACCGCAGUUAUGACACCAGAUGGCAGCAAAAUCAUUGUUUUUGGAGGGUGGGUUGGCGACAUCAGCACUCCCGCUCAACCUCAGCUUGCGAUUCUUGAAGUUGGAAAGUCGUAUGGAGGAACGGGAGACUGGAGAUGGACAGUCCCUCAGCAAAACAUACUCGGACCAAAAGAUGGCACCGGAAUUUUUGGCCACGGUGCGGCAAUGCUCCCCGGAGGUAUUAUGUUGGUAGCAGGGGGGUUUAGCAUUCAUCAGUCGACAUCAAAGCAAUCCUUUACCACGCUUAUCGCCAAUACGCAGGGAUAUCUUUUCAACACAUCUUCGGGUAGUUGGAUUGCUUCUUACACUCCGGUAAACUGGAUGGAAUCUAGCCCCAUAGAGAUGCAUGGGCCACUCUCGUCGACCGCACAGAAGGCUGGCCUUGGGAUGGGUGUCGGAAUUGGGAUUAUAAUUGUUGCUGUGUUAGUCUCUUUUAUUUACCGUAUUAGUUCUCGUCACUCGCGGGAUCAUCGGAGAAUUCGAGAACAGGAAUUGCGAAGGCUUGCUCUAGGAGCGGAACGUCCACAUUUUGACUUAUCCGGGAACAUUCAUGACCCGGUGAGUCACGUAACAACAGAUAAACUGUCUCUCCAUCCCAAUGCUCACUUUUCGUUUGACAAUGAAAUGGGCGGAAGGCUGCAUGGUUCGCAAAAACCUGGUGCGCUCGCUGCAGAAAGAACUGAACUGCUCGUGGAAAUAUCAAGUCCUACAAAAGGGCUUCGAAGAGGUAUGCAUUCCCGAGGAUAUCAACCAGCAUUGCACUAUGACAAUUCGAGAAAAAAUGUGGGAUUCAGUGCUAUACAUCCCAUCGACGAAGGAGACGAGUAUGAAGACUCUCGAGAAGAUGAAUCCAUCGCUGCAGAGAAGGGAGAAACACAUCGAGAGAACAGCAGCUCUGUAAUCUCCAAUCCUUUCCGUGAUCCUGCCCAAUACAGUGAGUCCCACAGCGCGGGCCAUACGCAGCGGCGAAUGUCGGCGUUUUAUGAAAAAUCCGCACCCCCCGAAUGGAUAGAUGACGUCAAUGCCAAUGGUUCUGGUAACCGCUGCCUGCCACUUAAUAAAAGUGACCGUACUCCCUCUAACUUAUCUGAGGCUUCCGGCUCAUCCUUGUCGGUAUAUUCUCAUCAAACGAAUCCUCUAUAUCUGAACAAAAAUUUGGCGCCAAUGCUUAGCUUUCGGUCUCAAAGGAAUGGGGGAUCUGCUGGUUCUUCUUCCAUUGGUUACGAGCCAAUUCGUAGCUCGUCCCCAGAAAAGCACAAUCAAUACCAAUCGCAUCUACAACCCACAACUUCUAGUAGUUUCAAUCCAGUUAACGACCUAUCCCCCGAGAUGACGCAAUCCUCAAACACAACAAUUACACCCUUGAAUUUUGCACAUAAUAGUUCUUUCAGCCAACUGCAGGCAAAAAGUGGGUUGCUGCUUGGCACUGCACCGUUGGAAUCCUCAAAGAGAAGCCUAAACCUGUCAAAAGUCAAAGGUCUAGGAUUGAUUAACAAUUCCAGACGCACUAUACGUUUGGUGAGGAGGACAGAAGACCCCGCAGAACCAUACCCUGUCUGCUCCGAAAACGUGUCGACGAUGCAACGGCGACGAAGCACGAGCACGAACACGAGCCGUUCUAAAAGCCUAUAUAGCUUCCAUGAUGAUAGAGAAUCGACUGGUUCGGAAACAAACAGCAUUCCUCGAAGGGCUGUGAGCACCAGCUCAUCCAUGCUAAGGCGCAAACAAGGUGCAAAGGAUUGGGGUGCGAAGAGAUCUUUUGCUGAUAACGAGAUGCUUCCAGCGCCUCGUGGUGGAAAUUCUCAUGCCAAUGGGCCAGCGUUGUCGGAUGGUGGUGCGUGUGGAAUUCGAAGAAGCGAUUCAGCCCAUUUCUUUGAUUAUGAUGACGAGGAGGAAUGGGAUGUUGAGGCUGCUGCGGAAGGGAGGCUGGUGCAGGUCACGUACACUGUACCGAAGGAGAAGCUGAGAGUUGUCAACCCAGGCGUUGGAGAUGGUGAUGACAACUCUGUUAGGUAA